This is a messenger RNA of Cyprinodon tularosa, 3505 nucleotides long. RefSeq lists its product as uncharacterized. The transcript has 7 exons. Gene Ontology annotation, biological process: negative regulation of gene expression, epigenetic. Bases 208 to 2703 code for a protein of 831 amino acids. The record is from RefSeq and is a predicted model, not a curated record. NCBI's taxonomy places the organism in Eukaryota, Metazoa, Chordata, Actinopteri, Cyprinodontiformes, Cyprinodontidae. Gene Ontology annotation, cellular component: nucleoplasm.
UCUGAAGUUAAAGAUGUGUCUAAGGUGGAUGGAGAACAAACUGAAAACAGAUAUUCAAUUGAGGAAAUAAAUGAUCUUAGCAAAAGUCUAAAUCUAUACAUCACAAAAGACGGGGCUGGACUGAAUGUAUCACCACAAGAUGUAGAGGAAACUGAGGACCAGGAGCCAAUACCCCUCCUCGGUACAGUUAGUAUUUCUGCUGCUGACAUGAAUGGGUUCUACAGGAGAUCUCCAACUCCCACUAUAGAUGAAAAUCCUCAUGGAAUUGGCUUUUUUUCAAAUCCAAGCAGUAGCACUGGUGUUACCAGUGAUGGUGAAGACAACCAUAAUAUUAUUGGAAACUCAAAAUCCUCUAUGGAAGAGAUGGCUUUAGAGGAGAAACUCCAAGCAUCUGCAGGUGACACUAAUCCUAAAACCAGUGCACAUCUUAGUUCCGAUGUCAAAAAAAGAACAUUACGAGUUUUGAAAAGUAUAAACGAGUUCCUUUCUACCUCAAACCAUGUCGACAGCAAAAAAUUUGUUGCCCCUUCAUUGGGAUCAAGGAACAAGCAAAUAAAGGACAAAAAGACAAAGUUAGGAUCAACCUGUAUCUUGCAAACACGGACCAAAAAACAAUCUGAUCUCCACAAGGCUUUUGUAAAAAGUAAAUCUAAAGAUGUUCCUGGUUUAAAACGACCGCAGUUGAAAAAACAUUUUUCAACUUCUUCAGAUUGUUUUAAAAUUGCUGACGAGAAAACACAGAUAGGCCCAGAUUUUCAUCUUGAAAACGCCUCUAUCUCUAAAGGUUUGCGAAAAGAGAAAAUGAAAUCACAAUCCAAUUCAAGUUGUAGUAGUAAGCAUCCUGCCAUUGCAGUAAAACCAGCUAAAAAUGAGGAACAUCUGCAACAUUGGCUCUCUAAAGGCAUGAAUAUUAAAACUACCUCCCAGAGUAAACAGGCUAGUGAUUGUGUAACCACAUACCUCUUAGCACCCUCUAUGAUUUUAAUGGAAACAGAAACUUUUAAACAAAAUUUAGAUGGAGUUGUUAGUAAAAGUGUUCAUGAGUCAUAUUCCAAAACCACUUGGUUGGAAAAUAGUUCUUGCAGUAAAUCUAACAUAGAUGGUACAUUUGCCCCAUUAGAUCCAAAUCACCACAAAAGAACCUUUUCAAAGCUCCACCCAAUUUCAUCUCCAUCAGAUGUACUGUGGCAUAAAUCUGGAAAAACCCUAACCCAAGGACUAGGGAAUGGACACAUCGUAAAUGGGACAGGUGAGGAUGUAAUCGAACUUGUUAAUCGAGGAGAAAGCUCAAACAAGCCGUUAACUCGUGACAAAAAUGAUGCACUAAGUGAGGAUGAUCGCAGUGCUCAAACGUCAGUCCAGUGUACAAUCUUUAAUAGUGGUGAGAAGGGUGCUUCCUCUUUUAUAGAGCAGAUUUCUCAAAGGUGUCUUCAAAAUGAUCUCACUCAAGCAUCAAUGGAACAAGAGUGCCUCAUCUAUUCUGAACAAAUGAAAAAUCUUAUUAAGAAUAAAAAAGAGACCCUUUGCCAGUUAGAUACUAAUAACACUUCAACGUCUUGUACCAGCCCCUUAACUGUCAGUUUUUCCAACCUUGAGGAACUUGAUGAUUCAAUGGAGGAUUUGGACACCCCUUUCGUUGAACAAAAAAUAAAAGUAGAUAUAUCUGACACUAAGAACCGGAGAGCUUCCAAGGAGGAAGGAAAGGCAGUCUGUUCUCCAUCCCGUGAAUUAAGUAACCCAAUGGAGCAUGUUGGGGUUUCUACCAUGACUGCUGAAUGUGCUAGACUGUAUGAAGCAAAGAUGCAAGAUGUUUGCUCAGCCAAAAAGGUCCCACUGAGACUUAAAAGCAAAAAAGGUCAUCAAUGGGACACAAGAACUGACUCAAGUAACCAUUUUGACUUCUGUGAUCAAAUGAAGAGAGAUUUGGAUGACACCUUCCGAAGUAAUCUGAAUGCGGUUGUGAAGAAAUCCUGUAAAACAAAGUAUAGAUUCUACAUAUUGGUCACCUCUGAUGACGUCUUCUUUGAAGAAACAAGGGAUCAGUUGGAGGCAGAGGGCCACUCUGCUGUUCAGCCAUCUGAAUUCUUCCUCGGUGAAGACAGUUCUUCCUCACUUCUCAUCAUCCUCAGGAAUGAAGAUAUUGCGGACCACAUUUGUAAGGUACCACAUUUGCUCAAGCUGAAGCUGACCCCAGGUGUGCUGUUUGCUGGAAUCGACGAACCAGAUGAUGUCAUUAAUCUCACUCAUCAGGAGCUUUUCACUCGAGCUGGUUUUGUAAUGGUUGACAGAGCAGUCCUGGAGCCCCUCAGCAUCUGCAACAUGAAAGAAAUCUCAAAAAACCUGCAAGAGCUCAGUAAAACUGGGAAGUGGAAAUGGAUGCUACACUACAGAGACAGCCGUCGCCUGAAAGAAAAUGCAAGGAUGAGCGAAGAGGCGAACAUGAAGAAGCUCUUCAUGUACUGGUGCCAGGAUGCUGGUAUACUGGAGGUCUUGCCUUACCACGAGUGUGACCAGAUGACCAAAGAUCAACCAGACUAUCUUGCAUGUUUGUGCCGAUUGCAAGUCCAACAUAUAUCAUCUCGUUUGACUGUUUUUAUAACAGAUGCAACCACAGAAGGUGCCUUUGAGGAGAAUGGAAUUUUAACAAUGACUUUAAACGCUUUUCUCACAAAGUCUCCAUCAGAAAUCUUGAGUCAGAACUAAAAAAGAAGCCGAAUGGAUGAGAUUCUCUGGACCUUCAGACAAUCAGAAGCUCUUUACAGGCAUGUUUGGAGUGAUGGUUUUCCAACAUGCUAUACUACACAAGCAUUUAAUCCUAAAUGAACAUUUUUGUCAGCAAAAGUUUUUUUUUUCUUUUUUUUUAAGCAGGCCUCUUUUUUUUCCAGGCCUCUGUAUAAAUCCUAGCUCUAAUUCUGUUAUUGAAUAGAUUGGCGUUUUGCCGAAAUGCUGGCAGCUGUGCUGUUUCAACCAACCUUUAACUUAAAGAUUGUAUAUUGUGUUGUAAUUUAGCCGUUUUUUAAUGUUUCUCCUGACAUACUGACUGUAUAUUUUUACAGCAAAGCAAGAAAGCUUCAUCUGUCUGUUUUUUUUAAACAUUGCAUAAUUUAAAGAUUACACUUGUACAGUAUUUCUUAAAUGUUUUUAGUUUAACGAUAGGCAUUACUUGCAAAAGCCUGAUAGCUACAGUGUUUUAUUUGAAUGUGUGUAAACAGGUAUGAGAUUCCGUCUUUGUAUCUGGGAAAGUAGCUUUUCUAUUUUCCUACUGUUUUUUUCUUUAUAUAAAUGUUUAUUAAACUUUCACAGAGUCUUAUUUUCUCAAGCAGAUUUAACUUGAAGCUUAUAGCUUUGCACAGAAUCUGUUUUUUUACACCCAAUGAUUGCAUACCUUAAACUUGAAUGGAACCAUACGGAAAGCUACUGCAGGGAUUUCUGCACAGUCUGGAUGCUUUUCAGCUCUGGAUACGUCUCCGAAGAAAAAUGGAAUAAAACCUGUAUUUCUAGAACA